AGUUACAGGUCAUUAUAGGCGCUAGAUUAUUCAGAUAAGCUGUGUCCUUGGACUCGUUAGCGCAGGGAGCCUUGAACCAGCACGCCCCGAGCUAUUAAGGAGUGGCGAGCAGCGUAAAGGCAUCCUUUGGAGGUGACCGGCAGGAGGCUUGGUCUCUUCCUAGCGCGUCGGCAGGGCAUCAUCAAUGAGUGUCAUCGUGGACGAAGUUGCUACCCAAUGCCUUCUCCCCGAUGGCCCAUCCUCAACGCUCUUUGAUGAGUUGCCCCAGUUCGACGAUGACCUCGCCCCGGGCGAGGAGCUUGCCGACUCGCUGAGGGCGCAGCCGUCAGCUUCAGAGCAGACAGAUGACGCUCCAGGCCCCUCGGGCAACUCGCUGCCCGCAACCCCUGCGGAGCGGCCCACUACCUUCAGCCCGGCAGCUCUUCCUCUACCGGCAUCGUCCAGCCCGGGGCGUCCGACCCUCGUCCUGGAUCUGGAUGGGACACUCAUAUCCAGCGAGGAGCUGAACUCGGCUAACUCGGCAUACAUUUACAACCCGCCGGCGGGCUCCCGCACGCCCGACUACGAGGCGAUGGGGCGGCGCGUGUGGCUGCGUCCCGGCGUGAAGGAGUUCCUGGCGGCGGUGCGGCCUCACUUUGAGAUCGUGCUGUUCACGGCCGCCACACAGAACUGGGCCGCUGCCGCCAUUGAGCAGCUGGACCCCUCCGCCUACCUUUUUGACGUCAUGCUGCACCGCGACCACACCAUAUCGGACCUCAUGUGGGACUAUGUGAAGGACCUGUCCCGCCUGGGUCGCGACCUCGCGCGCGUGGUGAUCGUGGACGACAACCCGCUCAUGUUCAUGUACCAGCCCGACAAUGCGCUGCACAUCGGGGCCUACGAGCCCGCCUGCGCGGGCGGCCCCGACAACGUGCUUGAGCGCGUCGCGGACGUUCUGAUCAAACAGGUCGCUGUCGCCUCGGAUGUACGGGAGGUGCUCGGGCCGAUGGCCAGCACCAAGUCCUGCAUCACCAACACCCUCACCGCCACUGCUCCGGCGCCCGUGGCGAGUUCUCCCCCGCAUCUGGCGGGCUGCGAUGCAGCCGCCACGUCAGCCGCGGAUCCCAUGGAUGCGGACGCCGGCAGCUCGGUUGGCGCAGGAGCAGCAGCAGAUGCAACGGUUGGCCCAGCAGCCGCGGCGCUCGACUGGAGCGAGAUGUCGGAGGAGGGCAGUGAUGAUGAGGAGGCCGAUGAGGAGGUGCUUGACGUGCAGCGCCGUAAGGCGGCCGUGCAAAUGGACGAGCACGAGGAGGGCCCAGCGUUUGAGUGGGAUGAUGCCGAGUCGGAGGGGGCCGAGGCUUACGAUGAGCACGGGGCCGUCGCCACGCACACGAUGGGCGUAGAUGUCGACUCGGGCUGCAGCCGCCGCUUCGACAGCUGGCAGGGGCAGUCGGCGUGCGCUGGCGAGGAGGGUGAGGCACCGGCCGCUGACGGGGGCUCCAGCGAUGACGACGACGGGCAGGCCGGGGAGGAGGAGCAGGAGGAGGAGCACGGCAGCGAGGACUUCGGCGCGCUGAUGGACGACGCCAUAGCCGAGUAUGACAGCGAUGCGUACGACGGCGAGCACGACGACGAGCUGGAUUUCCCGGCCGAGUCCGCGGCGGCGGCCAUCACGGCGCAAGCCGCCGCCGUAUCGGAACGGCAGGAGUUGCGUGGCUGCGGCCACGGUGACGACAGCGGCAGUGGCUGCCAGGAAGCUGACGCGCAGCUGCCCAGCGGGAUGGUGUUCCUCACGGACCUGCACCCAGCGCUGCAGACAGCGAGCGGGUCAGGGCCGGACGCCGCCGCAUCGAUUGCGCCGGCGCACGCCGAGGCGACGUCGCGCCGUGCAUGCAAGCGCAGCCGCGAGCAGCGGUCUGAGGAGGCGACCGGCGAGGAGGUGGAGGAGUCUGCGGCCUGCCGGCUGCGCUGCAGUGUGGCGGCGCCCAGCGGCCAGGAGGUUGCAGCGGUGCAGUGACCCAGCAUGAGCACCUUGUGCCACUGAAUGCGGCAGCAUCAAGGUGCCCAGAUACUGCAGUACCGGCCGAUGUGCGUGCGCCGGUCCGCCAAUGCCAGGCAAACCUGCGGCAGGUUUGUGUCCCUAUGGUUGUCUCCAUGUGUGUGCGACUGUGCCCGUGUGCGGCGCGGCAAGCCGCAUGCUCUGCGGGGGGUGGUAAUGGUUAGGUCACAGCGUUGAGCAGCCAAGAAAUACUUUUGGGCUUGCCUCGCCAUCAGUUUCGUGUGUUAAAGUCAGCUUUGGCUUCCUCUUUCGUUUGCAUUCGCCCGUUUACCGCCGCAGCUCGCGCUUUGCAGGGCGGCCAACAUGGGUUACGGUUGAGCCGUGACCAUAAUGCGGUUGGCCGUGUCUUUCACUAUCAAGUCAUGCGUUGCUUGGUUAUCGUUUUCUGUGUUCAACACUUAUGCGUUCUAUAUUGGCGAGGCUUUGCUGUGGGCCUUGGUAGUAUCGCCGGUGAGGCAAGAGCACGCAAGAAUGUGUGGUUCGGCUCAAGGGUAGAAUAGCUGCUUCCCAGAGAAGACCCAACUAUCAUCGGUAGCUGCGAGUCGUUGUCAAAGUCGUGCGGUGUGUGUACGUGUGCCGGGCUCAGGCUUGCGCAGUGGACACUUGCAGUUUAGACGGCAUGCUGAUGUUCACGAGGCCUUUGGAUCGCGAGCAGGCGAGGCAGUGCAGGACAGGUGCCAAUGGCUCAGGGCAGUGAUUUUGGCGAAGUCCAAGAGUGUUGAAUGUUGUUCGCUUAGGCAGAAUGGCCCAUCAGGGAGCCAGACACGUAGACAGGUGUUAGUUAGGUUAGGCUAGUACCCAAAAGCAAAAAAAAGAAACUUACACAGUCGUAGAAGGGCCCGUAGAUGUGGUCGACACGCCGUGUGCAAAUGACGAACUGUGGGUGCACUGGCGGAUAGGUUGCAUGGCCGAGAGAGCUAGUGGCCGGAGCAGCAGAGCAGGGCACCGCUGCAGCUGCAAGGGCAAGGGCCACGCCAGGAGAGUAGAUGGACCCGGACAUCAUACGUAGCACUAGAUGAGGCGGCUGUGAAAGCCAUUGUUUUUUGGCUGAUACCGUGUGCAAUGCGGGCGGUGCAGCGUGUGGGGGGCUGAACAUUGGGGUAUACUGCUGCGCUGGUAGAGUAGGAUGUCACGCCGGUGCGUAAAGGUACCGUAUCAGCCCGAAAGGAGCUUGAAAGCAAGGCUGUGCGAUGCGGGGCUAUCGCUGACGCUGGAUGUUGAUGCACGAGCGAUUCAGUGGCAGAGAUGACGGACGCGGAUUCAUGGAUGGUCGGUGCUUGAAGCACGAAAGACCCUGGUCGGCCGUUUGCCUGGGCAGAAGUUGCCUUGGGCGUUCCCCGUGGGAUUGUAAAGCCUUCCCUCU
Chlamydomonas reinhardtii is the source of this 3401-nucleotide messenger RNA. RefSeq lists its product as uncharacterized. The transcript has 5 exons. The record is from RefSeq and is a predicted model, not a curated record. NCBI's taxonomy places the organism in Eukaryota, Viridiplantae, Chlorophyta, Chlorophyceae, Chlamydomonadales, Chlamydomonadaceae. Gene Ontology annotation, molecular function: phosphoprotein phosphatase activity. Bases 185 to 1996 code for a protein of 603 amino acids.